AUGGAGUCCAAGAUCCCCGACUUCUUGCUCGAGCAGCAAGCACAAGGAAGCCCAGAGACACAACCCUAUUUCCUCACCUUCGAAGACUACUGGGAGCGCAAACUAUGGCAUCAGCUUACAGACUCGUUGGUCGAGUUCUUCCGCAUGCCAGAGAGUGCUCCCCAUCGCUUAGCCCUCUUUAAGACAUUCGUCCUCAGUUUCGCCGACCGGAUCAAUCAGCUCAAGUUUGUGUCUCUGGGAUUGAUGGCAGCAACAGAAUGCGCAGAUGAUCAAGAACGACUGGCUUUCCUCACAUCCCUCGCCAGCAAGACGGAUACGGCCGAUACACAGGAUGCAUAUGUCUAUGCCCUCGCUGACGUGGCUAACGUCAAGCUGUCGUUGAAGGACCUGGAAGGAGCACAGACAGACCUGGCCACCUGCCAGCGGGUGCUAGACACGUUCGACUCGGUCGAGACCGUCGUGCACGCAUCAUUCUACAAAGUGAACGCGGACUAUUACCAUGCUAAGCAAGAAUUCGCCUCCUUCUACAAAAACGCCCUCCUCUAUCUCGCCUGCAUUAACCUGGAUGAACUCACCGAGACCGAACGCGCAUCCCGCGCCUACAACCUCAGCGUAGCUGCCCUGGUAUCAGAGACGAUCUACAACUUCGGAGAGCUCCUCCUGCACCCGAUUCUGGAUUCGCUGACCCAGACCCCGCACAACUGGCUCCGCGAGCUUCUUUUCGCCUUCAACCGGGGCGACUUGACUGCCUACGACGUGUUGGCCGAAGAUCUCACUCGCGGCACUGACGGAGAUGGUCUUCCACCGUCCCCCCACGACCGCUCUCUCUCUUUCCAGGCUAUCGCAUCCGAGACUAAGGUGCAGCCGGAUGAGAUCGAGCAUCUUGUUAUGAAGGCUUUGUCGUUGGGCUUGCUGCGUGGAUCUAUUGACCAGGUUGCUCAGGUUGCACAGAUCCACUGGGUUCAACCCAAGGUUCUGGAUAUGAAGCAGAUUGAUGGCAUGCGAAACCGUCUCAAGGACUGGGAUGCUGGUGUAAACCAGCUUGGUCAUUGGAUUGAGGGUGCUGGUAAGGAUGUUUGGGCUGCAUAG
Molecule: messenger RNA, 1089 nt
Organism: Penicillium coprophilum
Lineage: Eukaryota; Fungi; Ascomycota; Eurotiomycetes; Eurotiales; Aspergillaceae
Product: proteasome regulatory particle lid subunit RPN9
Exons: 4
Coding region: 1-1089 (362 amino acids)
Biological process (GO): ubiquitin-dependent protein catabolic process
Cellular component (GO): cytosol; proteasome regulatory particle, lid subcomplex; nucleus
Molecular function (GO): structural molecule activity
Source: RefSeq, a predicted model, not a curated record